Messenger RNA from Rhinopithecus roxellana (golden snub-nosed monkey), 488 nucleotides. RefSeq names its product endogenous retrovirus group K member 8 Gag polyprotein-like. Bases 97 to 435 code for a protein of 112 amino acids. The record is from RefSeq and is a predicted model, not a curated record. Gene Ontology annotation, molecular function: structural molecule activity. The transcript is spliced from 2 exons. NCBI's taxonomy places the organism in Eukaryota, Metazoa, Chordata, Mammalia, Primates, Cercopithecidae.
CGCAUAGAAAGGCCGGCGACUAAAGUGAAAGAAAAAUCCCUCCGACCGUCGUGGGAGCCUGCUGCAUCGGAGUUGAGGGUAAGUUACGCGCCCGAAAUGGGACAAGAAUUAAGCCAGCAUCAAAUCUACGUAGGGCAAUUAAAAGAGGCUUUAAAGACACGGGGAGUAAAGGUUAAAAGUGGUGACUUAUUUAGAUUUUUUGAUUUUGUGAAAGAUACCUGCCCUUGGUUCCCACAGGAAGGAACCAUUGAUAUAAAAAGAUGGCGGAGGGUGGGAGACGCCUUUCAAGAUUAUUAUAAUACCUUUGGGCCAGAAAAAAUUCCUGUAACCGCCUUUUCUUAUUGGAAUUUAAUCAAGGAUCUAAUAGAUAAAAAGGAGGCCGAUCCACAAGUAAUGGCUGCGGUCGCCCAGACUGAGGAGAUUUUAAAGAGAUGAACUCCAACUACAGGCCCCUCUGGACCUUAGUGAUGACUUGCCAAGUAUUCCAG